AUGCCACAACCGCUCGUCACACACGUCAACCAGGGCAUGCCACAAUCGCCUGUCACGCAUGCCAACGAGGGCGUGCCACAAUCGCCUGUUACGCACGUCAACGAGGGCAUGCCACAACCUCCCAUCAUGCACGUCGAUGAAGGCGUGCCACAACCGCUCGUCACGCACGUCAACGAGGACGUGCCACAACCAUUCGUCACGCACGUCGUCGAGGACGUGCCACAACCGCCCAUCACACACGUCAAUGAGGGCGUGCCACUACCGCUCGCCACGCACAUCAACGAGGGCGUGCCGUUACCGCUCGUCACGCAUGUCAACGAAGGUGUGCCACAACCGCCCAUCACGCACGUCAACGAGGGCAUGCCACAACAGCUCGUCACGCACAUCAAUCACGUCACGCACGUCGACGAGGGCACACCACUACCGCUCGUCACGCACGUCAACAAGGGCAUGCCACAACCAUCCAUCACGCACGUCAACGAGGGCGUGCCUCAACCACCCAUCACGUACGUCGAUGAGGGCAUGCCACAACUGCUCCUCACGCACGUUGACGAGGACAUGCCACAACCACUCGCCACGCACGUCAAGGGUGUGCCACAACCGCACGAUACCAAGGGCGUGCCACGACCGCCGCCCCGUGCGCCACCUUAA
Molecule: messenger RNA, 651 nt
Organism: Bacillus rossius redtenbacheri
Lineage: Eukaryota; Metazoa; Arthropoda; Insecta; Phasmatodea; Bacillidae
Product: putative protein FAM47C
Exons: 2
Coding region: 1-651 (216 amino acids)
Source: RefSeq, a predicted model, not a curated record